Molecule: messenger RNA, 879 nt
Organism: Procambarus clarkii (red swamp crayfish)
Lineage: Eukaryota; Metazoa; Arthropoda; Malacostraca; Decapoda; Cambaridae
Source: RefSeq, a predicted model, not a curated record
AUGGUGGUGAUAGUAAGAAUAAUGGUGAUGAUGAGUAAGAAUAAUGGUGAUGAUAGUAAGAAUAAUGAUGAUGAUGACCUCCACCUACACAUCCCAGCCUCCACCUACACAUCCCAGCCUCCACCUACACAUCCCAGCCCCCAGCAACACAUCCCAGCCUCCACCUACACAUCCCAGCCUCCACCUACACAGCCCAGCCUCCAUCUACACAUCCCAGCCUCCACCUACACAUCCCAGCCUCCACCUACACAGCCCAGCCUCCACCUACACAUCCCAGCCUCCACCUACACAUCCCAGCCUCCACCUACACAUCCCAGCCUCCACCUACACAUCCCAGCCUCCACCUACACAUCGCAGCCUGCACCUACACAUCGCAGUCUGCACCUACACAUCCCAGCCUCCACCUACACAUCCCAGCCUCCACCUACACAUCCCAGCCUCCACCUACACAUCCCAGCCUCCACCUACACAUCCCAGCCUCCACCUACACAUCCCAGCCUCCACCUACACAUCCCAGCCUCCACCUACACAUCCCAGCCUCCACCUACACAUCCCAGCCUCCACCUACACAUCCCAGCCUCCACCUACACAUCCCAGCCUCCACCUACACAUCCCAGUCUCCACCUACACAUCCCAGCCUCCACCUACACAUCCCAGCCUCCACCUACACAUCCCAGCCUCCACCUACACAUCCCAGCCUCCACCUACACAUCCCAGACUCCACCUACACAUCCCAGCCUCCACCUACACAUCCCAGCCUCCACCUACACAUCCCAGCCUCCACCUACACAUCCCAGCCUGCACCUCCGCCCCUCUCUCACAGUCUCCCCCACACUUCCAAACACCUACAUAAAACGACCAAUGUUAAGCAGGAUAUAA